This is a messenger RNA of Scylla paramamosain (green mud crab), 8233 nucleotides long. RefSeq lists its product as uncharacterized. Gene Ontology annotation, molecular function: protein binding. The transcript is spliced from 3 exons. The record is from RefSeq and is a predicted model, not a curated record. NCBI's taxonomy places the organism in Eukaryota, Metazoa, Arthropoda, Malacostraca, Decapoda, Portunidae. The coding region runs from base 2333 to 6298 and encodes 1321 amino acids.
GACCACUUUGAGGAGAGGGACACAGAUUAGGUAUAAGUAUAUAGUAUAUGAGGGAAGGGGCGGUGGGGCAGGGUGGGGAAGGAAGGCCUGAGGCAGGGAAGAGCAGAGUGGUCAGUGUGUGGGUGUGUGUGCGGGCCUGUGAGGGUGACUGACAGGACAGGCUCCCCCGCCUCACCGCCGUGUGUGGCUGCGAGGCCUCAUGCCCGUCCUGCAGGGGAGGUAGCUGCGGGCGUGCCAGGUAGCAAGGGAAGCACAGGAUACUGAUCAGAAAAGCUUUUAGAUAUUUGCUAGCUUACUCCUUACCCUCUUCCGGGCAAGGACGAAGGGCUGGAUUGGAGUAACAGGGUACAUUUGAAUAUGGUAUGGCUUGACCUCACGACUCUAGAUAUGAAGUGACGGUACAGCCUCUUGUGGAAUGGGUGUUUUCUCCCCAUGAAUCUUUUUGUCACCAGAAAAUUGUAAUCAAGAUGAAUGUGGACGAAGUUGCGUGUUUCGUCGCUUGCGGUGUGGCGUGAGAGGUCACUGUGGGUUGUGUAGGGGUAUUGUUGUAAGUUUCGAGUCAGGCAGUCCUGGCUAUAUUCUGUCCUAUAUUAUCCUCCAUUUACAAAGCUGAAAAAAAUAUAAUAUGUUUAUUUCAUUUGGUUUAUAUUAACCGAUUAUUUGCACAACACAUAUGUAGUGUGUAACAUCGUCCCCGGCUUUGUUUGUUUUACGAACGCAUUAAUUGAAUAUGCAUUGACUGUAUUUUCAUUUCACACACGGUGCACUUCUUGGGCAUAACUGAGCUGGAAAGAGUACGAAAGAAAGGGAUCGAGGAGGAAUGGAACUAAAUAUGGAGCAUUCGUAUAUGGAAUAGCAAAGGGUAACAGAGCAGUGUAUCAGCAAGUAGUCGUCAUCACCCGUAGCACGUCAACGCCUGGGUCAUCACCAUAAUUACUUAAGUGGUCGCCAGUUGACGUCUGGGUCUCCUCACAUAUUUUUCUCUGUGCUCACUGCCACCCCGUCCCCACCUCCCCGUACGACGCGCAGGGCACACCUAAAUUAUCCUGUCGCAUCACCAUGCCGCAGCAUCUCUCACAGCGCAGGGUGGCGGGAGGCGGGGAAGGAGGAGGAGGGUGUCGUGAGGCGCCACCCCAGUGCACACAGACGAGGGGCGUCUCCAGGCGGCGUCAACAACUCAGUGGGAAGCAACUUAUUCAUUCCUCCCUCCUCAGAGACCAAUUACGCUCCCCUUCCUGUUCUUGUUCUUCCUCGUAUCCUUCGCCUUCCUCUGGCUCACCCUUGUUCUCGCUUUCCUCCUUCAUAUGUACUCCUCGUCCUUCGCCGGGUAUUGGGUUUCACGUCAUUCCCCCAAUCAACAUCCAGCCGCAGUUCGGUGGGAGGAGAUCACGCGGCUGCCUCGGGGUGGUGGUGGUGGUGGCGGCGGGGCCGGAGUGGCGCGGGAGGCAGUGGCAGUGAGCGUCUUCUUGUUCUUAGAGAAGGUGACGGUGAUCGCAAGUCAUUGUGUAAACACCUUACCGUUUAGAUUCUCGGUUAAGUGUUUUCAUGGGAGGAGUUUGUUUCUUGUUGGAGAGAAAACGGUUCAGGCAAUCGGUGUAUUAGUCAGUCGUUACCUGGAGUGCAUUUCGUCGUGUUUAGUGCAAGAGUUAUGACGCUUUUAUGAGUUUGUUACAGACGAAUGAAUGACAACCGCAAGGCAAACGACAGGUGUUGUUAAUUUUUAUGAGUAGGAGAUAUAAUGGAGGACUUCUGACCCUGAACUCUGACCUUGUGUAACGCAGUCGGCUUCUUGCGUAAUAAGAGACUGGCUGUAACAUUACGCGAGCGGCCGUGGUGCUGCAAAGAUAACUACAUUGACGGUGGCAGUGUGGCGUUUAUAAACAUGCAUAAAAGUUAAGCAUCUUUAUCAGCACAUCCCAAGAUAGACACAGAAGACAUCCACAGCACCUCAUCGCAUCGUGUCUCUCCUCCCCUCCGCCCCUCGUCAUGCGGCCACAUUCCUGCGUCAUUCAGCGCACUGCAAGCGAACACCGUCGGCCUUGUUAGCAGCUGUUCCUUGAGGAGCGAGGAGGGCGGAGGCCACCCCAGCGGCAAGAGCAGUCCCGGCGCUCACCACACUCACCGCCCUGUGCUCUCGGCGCUCGCCCUGCUGCAGCUCUCCAGCCAGCCACUAGCCAGCCACCAGACACACGCAGCCACUGUAGGACGGUCGUGACCUGCCGCCUGGCCCACAUGGCACUGAAAUCAGCGAAAUCUUCGCGGUCUUUGUUGUGUCAUGUUUACUGAUUCUUAAUUAUCGGCAUGGUUUUGAGAAGCUUUCGAGACCUUGACAAUGCCGGAAAGUAGAGGGGAAGGACAGUAUGAGUCCCCUCACGCCGCUCCUAACUACCAGACGAUUGGUUCAGAGGUGAAGAUGGCCCACUCCGGGGCCUGGGUCGGCUGUGAGGGUCCCGGGGACGCCGAGGCUCAGGUGGUCGGCCCUGCCCACGGGGAGGCUUCGUGGAUACGAACAUCAGAAGUGAGGAAACAAGGACAGUUUGUGACGGUGGUGGAAGUUGAGAAGGAUGGUGAGGAAACAGGCGACACCACGGGCCAUGCUUGGCGAGCCACGAGCCAGCCGGUUCCACGCCCCGCCCCCCGAGGUUUUGUCACGGUGGUGGCUGUGGGGACCAACACUGAUACUAGUCUUCACCUCGAUCACUCCAGCAACCUCGCUUUUGAAUCCAAUGUCAAGCUGCAUAUGGAACAUCCCGCCCCGCCAGACGCUGAUUACGUCAACCAGGAGACGAUUGACAGAGAAAGAAAAGCAGCCGAGGAGAUGGAGAAGGAAACACCCAGCGCCUCGAGUGUGCCAGACCAGGUGGUGGUGUACCGGCUUCCUGGGGAGCGACUUGGACUCGGGCUCAAGUUUGACGGCGGGGUGGGAGCCCAGGAGUGUGUGCGGCGCCUCUUCAUUCAGAGUGUGGCUCCUGAUUCGCCUGCCGCACGAGCUGCUGUGCCUUGGGGUGAACUGAAUCCCGGUGACCAGAUAUUGAACAUUGAGGGUUGUGCUGUGUCCUCCAUGACGAGAGUGCAGUGUGUAUCUUUCCUGAAGGAUGCAGCAAUGAAAAUUACAAUCGGUGUGCUUAAAGGGAAUGGACAACUGCCAGACUUGGACACUUGUACUGCAAAAAGUCAGGAAUACUGCAAAGAGGAACAGGAAGCAUACAAUAACGGUUCAGCACACCCGCCGCCUUUAAUUGUUGGGGAGAUGAGGAAACGGAUGCCUCCCCCGCCCCUGCCACCUAGAGCACGACCCAGAAAGUCCCCGGCUCGUCCACCAAAGGAUCCUCUGCCUCCACCACCAAGUGGCUUUCAGGAUUAUGAGGAUGAAUUGCCUUCCCCCAAGCUGGCGGGCCGGAGUCGCUCUGAGGACAAGGAUCACCCCGAGUGGCGCGAGUUGCUCUCACGCCGCGGCCGCUCUGGUGACCUUGAGGAGCUACUGGAGGACCUCGAGUUUCACCUUCCUAGCUCUUGGGCUGCCAAGAGACUGGAGGAGUCAGUAGAGAGAGGUCUUCCUCCUCGCCCGACCUUCUAUCUGGAUCUUUUGGGAGAGGAAGACGCCGCCGGGCCGUGUGAGAGUGAGAGUGAUGAGACAAGUAGCUCUGUGUCCACUGUGAUAGACCGCCUGUCACUCUCCUCUUCUACUACUGUGUCUCGGAAUUCUUCUUUCAACGCCACUGCUGACGCUGCGAGGUUCGACCUGGCCCGUGCUCUGAGCCCAUUUGAACAGUUGGAAAAGGAGCUUGAGACGGAGGUCAGUGCUGAGGCACAGCCUGCCACCCCCGCCGCUGCUCCUCGCGACGAAGUAGCCACGGCGCCCCCAGUAGACCGCUCCACCAAACCGGUAACAGAAGCUUCUGUAGAAUCGCCGUCAGUGGUCGAGACAGAGCAAACUACAGCCACGGAGAAAACUCAGACUCCUAAAACCAAAACACGAUCGUCCAUCAAGUCUUUCGCGUUGAGCCUCAAGGGACGGCCAUUUUCAUGGCAGCAGGGAAAGAAUGCAUCCGAGAGAGCCGAACGUGGGGGCGGCAAUCGAGGAGAGAGUUUCCUGUCAAUCAAAAGGCCUGGAAAACGACCUGCACCUCCGCCGCCGCCGCCUCCUCGCUCUGUUGCCGGAGGGAUAAGCCACGCCAUCUCCUUACCGUGCACCACUUCCGCCACCACCACCACCGCCGGCGUGAAGGAAACUAUUAUAUCUACAGAUAGUAACGGAAAUGUGCCAGGAAAUGAUGACAGCUACAUCGAUUUGGUCGCAGAAGCUGCUGAAGAAGGCAACAUGAAUAAAUCGCUGAGCUUGAAGAGGAACAAACUAGAGAGACAAACCGCUAUUGAUCUUGCGACGGAGGAUGAAUCCAGUGAUUUGUCACUCUUCCCCCAGAAUGAAGUGUCUAAAACCGAGCCUGAAUAUCUCGUGCUUCUGGACUCCCCAUCUAGUGCUAAAGGACCCGACGAUGCUCAUGAUGAAAGAUCUUGUGCGAAAGACGAUAAACAAGAGAAAGACGAAUGUAAUAAAGAACAAGAUUUUAAGGACCUUUCAGAACAAUUAGAGUCAUCAGCGAGUUCUGACGGAUCUCAGACGAGGCUACUUAAACAAAUUACCGUCAGCCAGGCAUCACCUGAUAAUGAUACAACUUCAGCGAUAAGCAAGAAGGUUAAUGUUUCCGCUCAUGAAGAGGAUCACGUUCUUACCAUUUCUUCUAACUAUAUAGAAACGUGUGCAGAGGUGCAUCACUCUCAGGAAGGUCCCUCGACAGCGAUAAACAAAGAGGAAGGCAGCAUGCCAUCUCUUUCAACGCUAAGUGUUUCCCAUCAGGAGACAAAGGGACAACGCGGCGAGGAGACUGUGGCCGGCGGGGACGUGGAAGCUAGCACAGAACAAGACGCUCACGGUGAGGUCGAGGGUAACAUUAAGUUUUAUGACAGUGGAUUCCGUGAAGGAAAUGAAGGUGAAGAAAGGUGUGAUAAUGUUAAACUUGACAACACGGCAUCUCUUGAAGAUGAUAAUCAUAAUAAAGGAGCUGAUGAUCUGUGUGAAGAAAUGGACGUUAGUACUGACUCAUAUGACACAUUGAGUGCUACUGAUGUUGCUGUAAAACACACACCAGUCACUGAAAAUUAUACUGACGGAAACAGAAACGUUGUACAAGUCAACGAUAACAAAGAGAGUGAUGAAUAUGUGAGAUUAAGUGUAACAAAAACUGACUACGUAUUAGUUAGUGAAAAUACUAAAGAAGAGACUGGAGGGAACAGUGGUGAUGUAAAUAUGAACACCAUUGAGGAGAGCAGUGGUAACGAUGACCGUACAGCAGAAGGGACCAAAAUAAACAGCAGUACGAUUGAAUACAGUACAGUGUCUGAGAGUAGCAGGGUGGAGAUCGGCACGCACUACGAGGAUGAGGAACAUUUAGAAAGAGAGGCAGUAGACGGCAGCUUGGAAGAGACAGAGGAAGAUCAGAACAUCUACGAAGAAAUUGAUGAGACGCCUUGCACAGAGGACCAGGAUCAAGACCUAGAUGGCUACUACUCCUGCUCCUCUCGGAAACAUUCCACAGAACACUCCCCACGAGACCUUCCUGGUAAUAUCACGAUGAAGGAGGACCCUGAACUGUAUGACGACGUGGCGGGGCUCCCUGACCAAUCCGGGAGUGAGUCUCAGGAUUCGAGUGACCUGCAGGGCCUCAAGUUGAGCGGGCCUGAAGAGGAGGGUGGCGAGCAGGACACUAUAGAUGAAGACUCCGAAUCCUUGUAUGACGAUGUUGUGGAGGAUCACGUGGAGGGGAUGGAAGAGAGAGGUAGUGAGAAUGUAUAUGAAAAUCUGGAAGAAAGUGAAGUGGUGGAGGACAACGUGGAUCAAAGUGUAGUAAGUGGUGAGGAAAAGAAAAGCCUGGACACAAGGGACAGUGGAGGGUCGUGCAGUGUGAAGACGGUGACGGAGUGUGUAAGGCACAGGCGGCUGAGGCAGGACAUCGGGGACCUGAUCCGCCGCGAGAUGAAUUUGGACGACAACGUGACGGUGGAGGUGGAGGAGGAGGAGGAGGUGGAGUCCACGGUGGAAUGUGAGAACGAGGAGGAGUUGCUGCUGGUGAUGAGGGCGCUGCGCAGUGAUCAACCCGGCGACAGCCUCAGGUGGCUGGAGGACGAUAGUGACGAGGACGACAAUGCAGGUGCCGCGGACGGAGACAAGGAAGGUAAGGAGGAAGGCGAGAGCGAAAAGGAAGAGAGAGGUCAGGACCCCGCCAGGGAGUGCGGGUGACCCCCAGCCAACGCAACCUCCCCCUAGAGGUCAGAGUGCUGGGGAGGACACGGGGGUGGUGGCGGCGCGUGCCCUGAGCGACCCCCAGGGAAGGAAGGAGUGCCCCCGCUCCCCCCCAUCCUCUCCGCCUCCCCUCCUCGCUGCUGCCCAGAGCCCAGUCCUCCCCUGCCACCACCGCCGCCGCCCUCCACAGUCUUGCACGGGGCACUAGCCGUCACCCACACCACACCGCCCCGCACCACCGCUCGCCGCCGCUCGCCCUCCCACGCCUCACCAACCCCUUGCGUUGCCAGCAUAGACGCUCCUGUUGGUGACGGGUUUUGUGUCAGGGCGGCGGACAAGGCCAGGACUAACGUUCUUGCUCGCAUUGAAGAGACCGAAGUGGACGACUCCACGUGUGAGGACGAGAGUCUAGUGGUUUUUGAAACUUUUGAAGCCAUAAAAAGUGCCAAACUCAAGGAUAGUACUUUGCCUGAACCACGUGCCCCGAGUGUGGAUGCUGUGCGGGACCGUGCGGGUCUGACACGCACUGGUACUCAUCACACGAGCACUGUCGCGACCAUGGUGGCGCGAACAGAUACAAACCAGGGAGGGAAGGUCGCGUCUUGUCCCGACGACGUCCAGUCUCUUUCCCUUCUGCCAAUGCAAGGCAAAACAGGAGGUGGACGCUGCCCCUCCUGCCCGCCGUCUCUGCUGCUGUCGCCGCUCCGUUACACUUGGCCACGCAAGACUUGGAUGGAGCCACAAGUGCCCCAUCGUCAGGAGACGCUGCCAGUGAUGGUCCCUCGACACCUUCCACGUUCUGCAGUGAUGGAGAAGACCAGGAAGAGUUAGAGGGCGAAGAAAGAAGCAGCGAAAAUACACCGGAGCCCCCGGACUUCUCGACACACCCCGAGCUGACAGGUAAAUAAGUCAUUCUCUUUGUUUCACAUCAGUGACGGAACAGAUCAUGCCACUCUCAUUGUGUGACCUAUAAUUCGUGUGGGGUGUAUUAUAGGGAGCCUGAUCGUAAUGAUAACUGAACCACAUCAAAGUAGUGGUUACGACAUUCCAAAUUAUUUUUGGUUGGCUGGCUCUUGGCUUCUGUACGUUAGUAGAGCCUGAUGAGGACCUCCCAGGCUGCUCAUUCGUCAGGGUGGCCAUCAUGUGACGCUAAUGACACGUGUGUGCGGUAGUCAUCGCUGUGACGGAGCGGAACGACAAUCUCGGUGGGGUGGGAGGGGCUGUGCUUGAGAUGGGUGGCCGAGGCAAUGUGCUGGGACUGCCUGGCGACCGUUGAUGACGCUUCCUAUGCCUCGCCCACUCAGGCAGGUGUACGCAUACGCAAAGCACCCACAGCGGAAUCUGACGUGAUUGGUGCUGACGUAAGGAACAAGAGUGCAGCGGGUGUUAGCGUAGGGGUGAUGGAGGGGCCAGGGACAUGUGGUAGUGAGGUAGUGCGGCAGGUGUAAUCGCGGUGCUUGCCAGUGCAAAGCUGAUUCGCUGAAAACCUAAAGUUAAGAAGUGGCUAAAACGUUGACAAUUCCAUCACGUAGCUUAUCCAGCAAUAUAUCUGGGUUGUGAUGAGGAGAUGUCAGGCGUGGGACGUGAGGAGAGGUCGAUUAUUAUUUUGUCGGUUACAUGUCAGGAGCAUCGUCGGCGUGUAAUGGCGAAGCGAGUCUUUCUCUUCCAAGAACUACACCAGUCUUUUCGGUGUCUGGGAAGAUGAAAUGUGGCGCCCACCCUGAAGAAAGUAAACUUUUGAGCACCUGCCCAUUCGAUGAUAAUGUUUACUCGGAAAACAACUUAACAAGGUAGAAUUCCAUAAUCAAGGAAAGAAAGAAACACACUUAUGCAACAACAAUAUUGGGUGAACAUGUACUUACAAACAGUAAUUAUACUUUUAUUUUUCGGAGUGCAGGAGUGCAGGAAACAACCACUGAAGGAUACCCAGUC